Pseudonaja textilis is the source of this 1722-nucleotide messenger RNA. NCBI's taxonomy places the organism in Eukaryota, Metazoa, Chordata, Lepidosauria, Squamata, Elapidae. The record is from RefSeq and is a predicted model, not a curated record.
AUGUGUUCUUCAUCCCUUGGUGCAGCUGGGCUGAGGGAGGCGCUGAGAUGGAGCUGGUCCUUUUCUCCCUCCCAGAGGCCGCCUGGACUGGCGUUCUGCCGGUCACGAGUCCGAGUCCCGCCGGCUGCGCGCUCCCUGGGCGGAUUUCCCUUGCUGCGCGAGUUGAGCGCGGGCCGGCGUUGGAAGGGGUUUGGUCCGUGGAUCGGGGCCUGCCCCGCCGCCGCUUCUGUCCGGGCCCUCAGCCGCUUGAACCCGAACUUUUCCCCCCACAGGAGGGCGCUGAGCGCUCCGGGCACCUGCUGGCCAUGCUGGCGACGUGAAGGUCGGCGACUUCAGGGAAGGAUCCUGGGGACGUCGGGCCAUGGCCCCCGGGGCCGGCUGAAGGCAGGAGCUGCCGGGGAGCUGCCGUCGCCGGGAGGGAGCGAAUUCGAUGCCCUGGAAGGGCCGGUACCCAGGAGGAGGCGCUUCACGGCCCGGAGUCUCGGAGCAUGGUCCCCGGAGAGCCGCGCGCAACAGAAGGCGCCCGAUCUGUCGAGACGGAGCGCACGAACUGCUUUGAAGUCACUCAGAAAUAGCCAUUCAGACUGUCCGCAGUUGACAAGUAGGAUGGAGUGGAAAGUUGACUGGUCAAGGCACAAAUUACACAGACCUCCGUCUUCCUGCAGGAGAUUUCCUAUCCAACAAGCACGAUGCAGGGAGCGGGAUUUCUGGGGUACCUUAACUAUACUAUCACUGUUUGCUGAGAUAGUUAUGGCAAAUUCAGAGACAUUGAGAGCAGCUUCAGGAAGCCUGGGCUCUGUCAACUCUGCCUCUAUGGAAAAUAACAGCAUGGAAACACCAUUUCUGGCUACGUGGAACCACCAGCAUGGGAAAAACGUGGCCAUGCAAGACCUGAACACAUCUGAACUUCUCAGGACUGCACAUUCCCCAUCGCACUCAAGAAAUGCCAAGAGAAACCCCAGAAGGUCUGGGAGGGGUACUUGUCGCUUACAUAGCCGCGCACUCAAUGUGCAAGACCUGGGGCUUGGCUAUAAAACUGAGGAGGUUGUUUUGUUCAAGUAUUGCAGUGGGUCAUGUGAGUCUUCCAUCACUAACUAUGACCAGAUCUUGAAUUACAUCAUGCAGAAAGGUCUUGUGCCUGCAGAGAAGGAUUUCGUUUCUAAACCUUGCUGCCGACCCCUCCGGUUUGAGAACUUCUCUUUCCUGGAUAUAUACAAUGUCUGGCAAAAUGUGGAAAAAGGUUCAGCAGCUGCAUGUGGUUGUGUGGGCUAAAUAUGCUAUCUGAUCUGAGCUCCCAGGGUUUCUGAAUUGAUAUAUCCUUGUUCAUGCUACAGAGAGAUCAUAAAAGAUAGAUAUAAGAGAUCAUAGACAGCCAAUUUGGUCUAGUGGUUAAGGCACCAGGCUAGAAAGUGGGAAACGGUGAGUUCAUGGCCCACCUUUACCAUGAAAGCCAGCUGGGUGACUUUGGGCCAGUCCCUCUCUCUUAGCCCAACUCACCUUACAGGGUUGUUGUUGUGGGGAAAAUAGGAGGAAAGUGUACUGGACAUGUUCACUGCCUUGAGUUAUUUGUAAAAAUGAUAAAGGCGGGAUACAAAUAAAUAAAAUAAAAAUAAGCCUGCCCUGCCAGUAAGUGGCAGCAGGAGGAGAAAUAAACUUCACACUAGUGUCCAGGUGCGAGGAAUGAAUGGACAAUUAACAGGAGCAAAGCAUAGUAUUUUGGGC